AUGGCAGGAUUGGAAAGUUACGACAGAGUAUAUCGUGGGAAGCCUGAUAGGUCUUGGGAAAGUGAAAAAAAUUUUCCAUAUAUUUACCGUGGGCAGGAGGUUAUUCGUCCGUUGGAUGUUCCUGUUGUGCAUCCGCUAGUCGAAGAUAGUCCUCCCUCUGAAGAUGUCACUGUAAAGAAGUACAUUGGUGCUUGUUGUGGAUUAGCAACUUUAAUUACAGAAACCUUAUUAGUUCAUCCUCUUAUUGUUUUAAGAAGACAAUGUCAAGUAAAUCCUGGAUUGAAUAAAUAUCACAUAAUUCCAAUUACUUUGGUACCUGUAGUCGUACGUCUUCAUCAAACUCAAGGAAUAAAUACGCUAUGGAAAGGAAUCGGAUCGGUUCUGCUUGUCAAAGGGAUGUUGUUAGCUAUUGAAGAUUUCAUUUCCAAAAUAACGCCGUGGCCAAAGUUUGGUAACGCCAUUCUACUCUGCGUCGUUAGUAGAAACGGUACAAUCUGAAAUUGCAUCUGAAAGUCCUGGAAUAUUGGAUGUUUUCCGAGAUGGUGCAAUCCGUUUAGUCGAAGUGAGCAACAAAGGCAGAUUAAUUCCCAUUUAUUCUCUUCUGCCACCCACAAUUGCUUACGGAGUAUCUAAAUAUCUUUUCACUCUAGCUAUUCAAGGGGUUACUAGUCGCAUUAUGCAUAUUAGGCAGAAACAGUCUCAGGAGAUAAGAGUAAGUUUCAAAACAUUGAUGAUAGUUAAUCAAAAUAUCAAUAUAUCAAUGAAAAUAUUUAGUUGGAAUAUAAUACUUAA
Heterotrigona itama is the source of this 792-nucleotide messenger RNA. NCBI's taxonomy places the organism in Eukaryota, Metazoa, Arthropoda, Insecta, Hymenoptera, Apidae. The record is from the annotation of a GenBank genome assembly.